Molecule: messenger RNA, 3410 nt
Organism: Vombatus ursinus (common wombat)
Lineage: Eukaryota; Metazoa; Chordata; Mammalia; Diprotodontia; Vombatidae
Gene: LAG3
Product: lymphocyte activating 3
Exons: 8
Coding region: 1341-2807 (488 amino acids)
Molecular function (GO): transmembrane signaling receptor activity; MHC class II protein binding
Source: RefSeq, a predicted model, not a curated record
UCUCUCCUUUGAAAUCGAUCUUUUCUUGUCUAUGUCUUUGUCUUAGUGUUUUUCUCUGCAUCUGUUUCUCACCAUCUUUCUGUCUCAUGCCAAGUCUUCUUUCUCCUCUCCUUGGUUCAGAACCAGCUUGGGUUGAAACCUGAGGUAUUAGUGGCUUAAUAGGCAUUUUUGACUCAAUGGGCUUCAUCUUUCUAUUCAGUCUUUCCUUACCUCACUGGCCUCUACAAGCACCCUGAGCAUUAACCAGAGCACCCGAUUUGGAGGCAGAGGAUAUGGGUUUAAAUUUCAACGGCUACUUGCUACUACUUACCUUGGGCAAGGCACUUAAAUUCUCUGGGCUUCAGUUUCCUCAUCUAUAAAAUAGAAAAGUUAGACCAUGCAAUUUCUUAAGAUCCUUACUAGUUCUAAAUACUGUGAUCUUAGCAGUAGAACAAGUGUGCAGGGGUAGGCUUUCAUUUGUACUUCUGUCUUCUUCUGGGUGCUUCCCAAUUUGCACUAUUCCCUGGGAACAUGGGGAGAAGUGAUGUUUAUUUACAAGCCAGAGAAUUAAGUCUUGGAGAAAUCCUAGGUAACGAUAGGGGUUAUAGAAAUAGAUGAAUAGGCAAAAGGUGUGAAGAAAAGGAAUGGUAACCAAGGAAGGUCUAAAAUUUAGGUGGGAGUGAAUCAGUCAUUCAGUUCAUCAGCAAGUAUUUAUUAAGCACUGACUCUGUGUUGGGCAUUUUGCUGGGCACUGGAGAUAUAUGUACCAAGAAUGAAACAAUCUCUCCUCUAAAGGAGGUUACAUUCUAAUAGGGAAAAGUGUAGACGAAGGGCAGGUUUGGAAUGUCUUUGGGUGGGGGAGUGAAGGGCAGAAAGAAGCGUUGGGUUAGGGAGGGAGAACCCAGGACAGAAAGAAGUAAACAAGGGGAGCAUAGCAGUAGGGGCGGGGAUUGGUGCUGCUGGGAAUCAGCCCCCUCACACUUUCCGAUGUGAAUCGAAAACAGUGAGCCCCAGAGGUGGUAGGAGGGGAGCAAUAGAGAGGGGAAGUGGGGACGGUGGGGGAGAAAGAGGAGGAGGUAUCAUUGCUACUGGGAAGACAGGACAUCAGAGAAGUACUCCACUCCAGCACUAGCUUCUCCCUUUUGUUCUUUGGCCUUUAUUCCUUCAGCCCUCUCUGAAUUCCGCUCACUUGAUUUUUCUCUCCAUUCCUCCAGUCCUCUUAUUUCCGGCUUUCUACUUCUACCUCCUACCACCUGGUCUCUGGCUCUAUCUUCCUCCUGGCAUCCUCCCUAUACUUCCCUCCCGUCAUCUCUAGCCUGUGCUUCCCUGGAGGGCUCUAUUCAGGCCUCCUUGGAGAAGAGAUGCUGUGGGAGGUGAGAUCCCUAGCCCAACUGCUGCUACUGUUGCUGGUUGCCAGAGCAGGGACUCAAAUACCCAGGAAAGAAGUCCAGGUGGUAUGGGCCAAAGAGGGUUCACCUGUUCAGCUCCCCUGCAUCCUCUCAAGCAUCCACCAAAACCUCUCUAGGAAGCACAGUUUUCUUUGGAGGGUGACUGUCACCUGGCAGCGCUGGCAGGACAGGACUCCCCAAGCCAGCUGGUACACAGUGUUCAGGGUGGGGCCAGGUGGUGUGCGGAGUGUUAGGCUUCCCCCACAGCCCAGGCUGCAACUCGGAGGGCUCAGCCUCCACCAGGGAGAUUUCUCACUAUGGCUCCGCCCAGCCUGGCUCACAGAUGCUGGGGAGUACAGAGCCCGAGUCCACUUUGAGAAUGGUGAUUUGAGAUGUCACCUCUGCCUCCGCUUUGGCCAAGCCUCUGUGACUGCCAGCCCUCCUGGGCCCAUUGUGACCUCAGGGCUGGUGCUUCUGAACUGUUCUUUCAACCGUCCAGACCUCCCGGAAGCUGUGCUCUGGUCUCGAGGCCGGGCCCCCAUAAUCCCAUCUUCCCGGCAUUUGCCAGUUGGGAGUCUACUCUUCUUGUCCCAUGUCACUCUCUCAGAUGCUGGGCCUUGGGACUGCCACGUUAUCUACCCAGAUGGAUUCAAUGUCUCUGUUACCCACUACCUCGCUAUCCUGGGUCUGGAGCCCCUAACCCAGAAGACGGUCUAUGUGGGAGAAGGAUCAAAGGUGGAGCUUCCCUGCCAUCUCAGCCCUGCUCCAGGAACUAUGCCAGGGCUAAUUGCCCAGUGGACCUUACCUUGGGGCAGAGGCAGCUGCCUUGUGUCGGGAGAUGACAAAAGCAGCUUUGCCCUGAGGCUGGACCAUGUGAGCAGAGCCCAAGCAGGGACCUACAACUGCAGCCUCAGUUUUCAAGGGCAUCAGCUCAGUGCAGCAGUCACCUUAGCUGUCAUUACAGUGACUGAAAAAUCCUUUGGAUCUUCAAGUUCCAGGAAAGGGCUGCUUUGUGAGGUGACCCCAACGUUCAGGCAAGAGUACUUCCUGUGGACCACCUUGGAUAAUCAGACUCUGGAAAACCCACCAGGGCCCUGGUUGGAGCUAGGAGAUGAGGAGCUACAGGUCGAGCAGUGGCAGUGCCAAGUGUGUCAAGGGACACAACAAUGUGGAGCUGUAGUUUACAACCUGGGGCUUCAGGGCACAGGUGCCCAGCUCUCUGGGAGGAACCCAAAAGCCCUGAAAGGAGGGAAAUAUCUCCCUCUUCUCCUCAGCUUUGGCAUCUUACUGCUUCUCUUUUCUGGGAUAGGAGCUGCUGUGUUUCGCUUUCGACAAAGGAAGCUGCCUGGGAGUUUUUCUGCCCUGGAAGAUGCAGCUCAAAGGCCUCAGAGACAAAACAAGGCAGAAGAAAUGGAGCCAGAGAGCCAGAGUCAGUGUUAGAGCCUGGAACAUUGGCAGGAGUGGUCCUGACAUAAAGAUGGGGCAGUCCUUUGAGAAGCAGCUCCUUCCUUCCUCGAGAUUUGCCUUUCCACACCAAGUAAACUCCACUUCCUCAGCAGGAUGGCCUGUGGUUCCUCCAUAGCCUAUGCCUCCUCUAUCUUUUUGCUUCCCUGGGAGACCCCCAUGACCCACCUCUUUCAGGUCCUACCUGGCUCCUCAUCAGCUUAGUUUGGUUUCUGUAGUACUUAUAAAGUUUUACAAAGCACUUUCCUCACAACUCUUUGAGGUGGAUGGUGCAAAUGUGAUGUGGUCUCCAUUUUACAUAGGACGCUCAGAAAAAUUAAGUGAUUUACUUUUGGUCUUCUUCCCUCUCCAUUUUUCUAUUUCUGCCUCUGUCUUCUUUGGCUUAUCUGUCACUGUCUCCUCCUCUAAUCUUGGCUCAAUCUUUUUUCUGAGGCUCCAAACAAGUCCCUAGUCUAACCUCUUCCACUUUCUUCCUAAACCCAUGCCUCUCUAGUUUAAAACACUUUUGAAUAUACAUCUUCUCUUUUUUUAUUAUGAACUUGACAAAAAUAAAAAUAAAUAAACAUGUCUUCAUACAAA